UGUUACUCCAGCAGCUUAGAAUCGCUGCACCAGCUCAGUUUCCCGCGCCACCACCUCUUGCUACUCACUUGGUUCUUCUCCUGAUUAAGGAAAUUGAAGGAAGAUGGAGUAUGUGAGCCCUGAAGGACUUCGCUUGGACGGUCGCCGCCCCAUGGAGAUGCGGCAAAUUCGAGCCGAGAUUGGUGCUGUUUCCAGAGCUGAUGGUUCUGCUAUUUUUGAGAUGGGUAACACCAAAGUGGUUGCUGCUGUAUAUGGCCCCAGAGAGGUCCAAAAUAGGAGCCAGCAAAUGAGUGACCAGGCUUUGAUUCGAUGUGAGUACAGCAUGGCUAACUUUAGCACUGGAGAUCGCAAGAGGAAACCAAAGGGUGACAGGAGAUCAACUGAAAUUUCUAUGGUUAUUCGACAGACUAUGGAAGCAUGCAUAAUGACACAUUUAAUGCCUCGUUCCCAGAUAGAUAUUUAUGUCCAAGUUCUCCAAGCAGAUGGUGGAACUAGAUCUGCAUGUAUCAAUGCUGCAACUUUGGCCCUUUCUGAUGCUGGGAUCCCCAUGUGUGAUCUUGUAACUUCAUGUAGUGCUGGAUACCUUAAUAGCACCCCUUUGCUUGAUUUGAACUACGUAGAAGACAGUGCUGGAGGUCCUGAUGUAACUGUUGGAAUUCUGCCAAAGUUGAAUAAAGUGACACUUCUUCAGAUGGAUUCUAAACUACCGAUUGACAUUUUGGAAAAUGUUAUGCAACUGGCAACUGAAGGCUGCAAAGCAGUUGCAAAUUACAUCCGUGAAAUUCUAUUAGAGAACACAAAGCAACUGGAGUAUCGACGGGGUGUAUAAUUCAGUGGCUGAAGUGAUGUGUCCUUUUUGCUAUCUACCUGGAAAUAUUUUUGGCAUGUGGGUUGUUUGUGAAACAAGAAAUGCAGAGCUUGAUGUUCUUAUAAAUUCAUUUUGUCUUGUACUUUCAGUGUUCCCUGUAUUUUAGCAAAGUCUGAAUUAAAUGUUUGACUUAUUGACUGAAAGAAAAUAGAGAGAAUUAAAAGUUCCCCUGGAUUCUGAUUCUUAGGCUGUAAAUCUUUCCAGAUGAAUUUGUCAACAGAAUUUUGAUGAUGCCGUUCAUUUCUUCUUUGGCCAACAUAUUCAAUUUUCCCGUCUUAA
Molecule: messenger RNA, 1147 nt
Organism: Arachis ipaensis
Lineage: Eukaryota; Viridiplantae; Streptophyta; Magnoliopsida; Fabales; Fabaceae
Product: exosome complex component RRP41 homolog
Biological process (GO): nuclear mRNA surveillance; poly(A)-dependent snoRNA 3'-end processing; U4 snRNA 3'-end processing
Cellular component (GO): nuclear exosome (RNase complex); cytoplasmic exosome (RNase complex); nucleolus
Molecular function (GO): RNA binding
Source: RefSeq, a predicted model, not a curated record